This is a messenger RNA of Saccostrea echinata, 4478 nucleotides long. RefSeq lists its product as uncharacterized. NCBI's taxonomy places the organism in Eukaryota, Metazoa, Mollusca, Bivalvia, Ostreida, Ostreidae. Bases 5 to 4357 code for a protein of 1450 amino acids. The record is from RefSeq and is a predicted model, not a curated record. The transcript has 16 exons.
AAAAAUGGGAAGUGGGGGCUCCAAGUCCAAAACCGCCAGCGGCCCAAAAACAGACAUUCUGAAAGAGACGGACGAAGAACCGAUGGCUUUGGACGACUUUGUUGAAGGAUACCCUCCUCCUAAGCCGGUAUUAGACAAAAAGAGACACAUUUUUACAGCAGAGGAUAAAGCAGUUGCUGAUAACAGGGCCAGUCAAAUAAGAGUGGAAGAUUAUCAGUCCUUUGAGGCGCUGUCUAGAGCUCUUACUGAGGGAUUAUGGAAUGACGUGCAGAAAGUGCGCGCGCUCUUUACAUGGAUUGGCCUUCAAGGAUCAAAGGGACAUAAUUCAAACAACAAUGUAGAGCCCCUGUCACCUCAACAUAUUGUGCAAUUAGUUACCCAGAGAAAAGCCUCCUACAACCUUUUAUUUGUUUCGUUAUGUAGAGCUGUAAAAAUACCCUGUGUUUUCAUCCGUGGCAUAGCUAAGAGUGCGGCAUACGAGGUUGGUGAUAGGACAGUGGACAGUCUGGGUAACUCCUGGACUGCCGUGUUUGUGUCCGGUGGGUGGCGCUUAGUGUUUCCGCUGUGGGCGUUUUCAGCAAUUGUUGGUCACAGUACCGGAACAUGGACACUUGUGGAAUCUGAUGGUAAAGGAACGAGAGAAACGGCAGAGAAGUCAACAGGAACCACCGUCAGUAAUUUCAAUGACUAUUACUUCCUCACCGACCCAGAAGAGUUCAUCUAUUUUUGUUUUCCUCGGGACCCAGAGUGGCAGUUACUUGGAAAACCUUUUACAAAGCAACAAUUCAUAGAAAUAGCAAAUUGUGAACAAGCUUACUUUGAAAAUCAUAUCCAAAUCACAACUAAACUCGAAUGCCUGUAUACAUCUGAGGAUGGUGUUUGCGAUAUUGGUAUAAAAAAGACAAAUGGAGAAGAAUUUAAGCACUUAUACAAGCUUUACUUUAAUCAUGAAAAAUCAAACACUAAAUUAUCGAAAGAAAUUCAGUUAGAUAGGUAUGUUGCAGUUAUGAACAAUAAAUCUGCUGUAAAUUUUCGGAUUCGAUUUCCAGGCGCAGGAAUAUAUAAAAUGGAAAUCUACGGCGGAUCUCCGACGGGAUUUCCUCUAAUUUGUUCUUUCCGAUUGGAUUGUAACGAAGAUGUCAGUAAUGUGAAGCCGUUCCCGUGUAACCCAGAGGCAGGGUUUGGGCCAAAUUUAGUAACAACGGCUGCAGGAUUAGAGGCAGAUUCUCACAAAUCAGGAUUCAUCAACAUAAAAAAGAGCAAAAAUGUUAAUAUUAAAUUUAAUCUUUCUAAAAACGUUUUAGUGCAGACAGUCUUGGUUCACAAUAAUAUUAAGGAGGAGGUGCUGAGUCAACACGUCACACAUAAGGUCAAAGGUAAAGAACUCGACAUUAAUGUUAACGUGCCACAACAAGGAGAAUAUGCUCUACAAAUCAACACAAAAACAAAGGGGUCUUCGGAACCCUUCAAAAACACCUGUAACUAUUUAUUAGCAUCGGAAGAGAUGAAUAAAAAGAAAAGAUCAUACGAGAACGCAGCAGAAAAGAAGGCUCGAAACAAUCUGAAUAAAUGUCUAAAGUCGAACGACCCAGAGACGAUUCAGAAAGCUUUAGACAAGUUUGACCAAUUCGACUUGGACGACAAUGGAAAGAGAGAGAAGGCAGAAAGAAAGAAAAACUUCCUUAUAUUGCAAAAAGAAUUGAAGGAGGCAAUUGCAAGAAGAAAUGUAGAUAUAUUGGAGACUGCAUUAGAUAACGCCAAGUCGUCCGAAUUUUCAUCAAACUUACCAAAUCUGAUAAAGGAAGGAGAGCAACUAUUAGCAGAGUUAAGGAAAAUCAAAAGGUUCGCGCACGAAGUUCUGCAGAUGAAGCAGCCAACAAUUUCUGAGAUUCACGCCUAUAAACAUCCCCUACCCCUGGCUUACGACAUCAUGAAGGCCACAUAUGUUCUUCUUGGAGAAAAGGAAAGUCAUUUAGAGGAAUGGGAGCAAAUUCAGGGUCUGAUGAGAAAAACGGGAAAGCAGGGUCUCUUACGGCGCGUGCGCGAGUUUGACACGAUCCAUGUGACCGAAAACAUGGUGAACAAUGCAGCGCAACUUCUACGUCCCUACGACAAAGAAACUGCGACAACAGCGAGCGCGGGACUAGGAACCUUUUACAAAUGGAACCCGAUUCCACACACUUUGCAAGGAUACCCUGUCCCCAAGCCGCCGCACAACCGGACGUCGGAACUUCUACAGUUCUUUGACUUCGAUGUAGUGGACGCCGAUGCCAAAACCGUUCUUCCCGAUGAUUAUAAGACUAUUAAAGCGUUGGCCGAGAGGCUUACGGCAACAUACCCAAAGGCGUUGCUUAAGGUCCGCGCUUUGUUCGUCUGGAUGUCAGUUCAGCCAAUUUUCGGUCGGAAGUGGUCCCCCAAAGCCCCUGCUGAUUCCCCAGAAGGAGUCCUUGGAAUGAUGAAAAGGGGAGAGACUUCAUAUACAACGCUGUUUGCCAUGCUGUGUAGGUCAGUUGAUAUUCAGUGUGUCAUAAUACAGGGCAUUGCUAAAAGUGUUGCUUAUGAGGUUGGUGAUAAGAAAACUGAGAACCUGACAAAUUCCUGGAAUGCCGUAUAUGUAGGAGGAGCAUGGCGCAUAAUCUUCCCAUUGUGGGCAUGUAGGUGUGUUGUUGGUCACAGUACAGGAAAAUGGACCUUGAUAGAAUCGACAGGUGUUGGGAAACGAGAAGAGUCAAAGACUUCGGGUGGUACUGUGAUAAACAAGUUAAAUGAAUUUUACUUUCUGACUGACCCGGAUGUUUUUCUUUACCACUGUUUUCCAAAUGAACCAAAAUGGCAGUUAAUACCAAAGGUCAUUUCCAAAGAGAGAUUUCUUGAUCUUCCAUAUCUUAGACAAGAUUUCUUUAAAAAUAAAUUAAAACUACUGAGUACUUACUCAUGUCGACUCGAAUCUUUACAUGGAGAAUGUGAUGUCGCCAUAAAAAUUCCAGAAAAUCUUCCAAUAACGAUGUCUUAUGACUUAUUUUUUAACAAUAAAGAAUCAGGUUCUACGCUGCCUCCGCAGAUACAGCUCCAAAAUUACGUAGCAUUGAUUCAUCAGGAGGGUAAGGUGACAUUUGUCGUAAGAUUUCCUGUUCAAGGGGUUUAUAAACUGACGAUAAAUGGAGUAAUCAAUGGCGUGAAGCAAUGGCUCCUUUCUAGUAGAAUCACGUGCGCGGAAGUAAAGGAGCUAAUUUCACCGUAUCCCACUGUACCAGAGAUUGGAUUUGGACCACAGAAAUUGACACAGGAUGCGGGUCUACAACCGAUAUCUCAUAAAUCUGGUUUUAUACAAAUUCACAGAAAUAGGGCCAGUGGAAUUGAAUUUACAUUGACUAAAUUUGUCAUAGUUCAAACCACGCUACACAGUUUUGCCAUUCCUAAUAGUAGUCUUGCGCAGUACGUCACUCAACACGUACAAAAUGAUAAUCUGCGUAUUUACAUCACACCACCGGAAGAAGGUGAAUACACUCUUCACAUCAACUGUAAAGAAAAGGGGUCGACGACUGGAUUCAAAAAUGUGUGCAACUAUCUUCUUAAUACGGAUAUGAGGAGAAUGAGAACUUGGGAGAAUGCACGAGAAAAAGUUGCGAGACUAGACCUUAGAACAAAGACGUUUUCAGCGACUUCCAAAAAUGCUGAGGAACUUCAGCAUGCGAUUGAAAAGGCUGACACGCUCUGUCUGCUGGACAAGGGAGAUAUUAAGGUCGCACAUGAACGUUUGGACUUUCUCCAGUUGCAAAAGGGACUGCUUGAUGGAAUCAAUAGAAGGAAUUUGGACGUGCUUAUACCAGCUAUAAAUGCUGCCAAGUUGUCAGAGCAUGAAUACAAAUUGAUGGAUCGCAUAAAAGAGGCCGAGGAGCUCCGAGAACACCUCUUGACUCUGAAAAGAUUUGCUCAUGAUGUGCUUGAGAUGAGGCAAACGACGAUAUCGGAGCUCCAUCGUUAUGCGAUUCCACCUCCAUUGGUUUUCAGUAUAAUGAAGGCAACAUAUCUCCUCCUUGGCGAACCCUCUCGUAAUCUUCAGGUAUGGGAAGACAUUCAGACCCUGAUGAGACAGACCGGAAGACAAAGUUUAUUGUACAGAGUCCGGAAGUUUGAUACGCUUGGUACAGAUAAGGAAUUGGCCACGGAAGUUCUAGAAAUUUUAGAACCGUAUACAGCUGAACAAGUGUCUACUGCCAGUGCUGGCGCAGGAACUUUUUAUAAUUGGGCAAAGAAUAUAGCUGCACAAAUUAUUGGAAACAAGAAGAGUAAAAGUACGGUAUCCAAAGCUAGCAACAAACCAGGAGCCGCAAAGCCACAGAAAGCCAAGAAAUAAAACUUUUAACUUUGUGUAUAUAAAUGCAAUACAUCUCUGCAAGAAAGCUUUGAAAAUUAUAUACAGACUGUAGAUGGACUAUUUUCAUCAAAAUCAUGAGCAAAUAGAGUGAAUAAACAAA